Molecule: messenger RNA, 1452 nt
Organism: Pseudozyma flocculosa PF-1
Lineage: Eukaryota; Fungi; Basidiomycota; Ustilaginomycetes; Ustilaginales; Ustilaginaceae
Exons: 1
Coding region: 1-1452 (483 amino acids)
Biological process (GO): L-glutamine metabolic process; L-arginine biosynthetic process; 'de novo' pyrimidine nucleobase biosynthetic process
Cellular component (GO): carbamoyl-phosphate synthase complex; cytoplasm
Molecular function (GO): carbamoyl-phosphate synthase (glutamine-hydrolyzing) activity
Source: RefSeq, a predicted model, not a curated record
AUGAUGCUCCUACCUUCGCUGCGAUCCGGCCUCUGCAAGCACGCCCACGCCGGUGUCCCCGCCGCCCUGGCCUCUGCCGCCGCGUCCGCUGCCCGUCGCGGUCUGGCCACGCACGCCCCCGGCGCGCCCAUCACCUUCACCCAGGCGCCCGAGUCCAAGCCCGCCACGCUCCACCUCAAGUCGGGCCACAGCUUCACGGGCAAGUCGUUUGGCGCGCCCCGCAGCGUCUUUGGCGAGACGGUCUUCACCACCUCGAUCACCUCGUACACCGAGUCGCUCACCGACCCGUCGUACCAGGGCCAGAUCCUCACCUUUACCCAGCCCCUCAUGGGCAACUACGGCGUGCCCGACAACUCGUCGGCCAGCUCGCCCAUCGAGCACCCGCAGGACGUCGACGUCGGCGCGUUCCUCGAGUCCAACAAGGUGCAGGCCGCCGGCGUCAUCGUGUCCAACCUGACCGAGCGCUUCUCGCACUACCUCGCCCGCGAGUCGCUCGCCACGUGGUGCGCGCGCCACAACGUGCCGGGCAUCUCGGGCGUCGACACCCGCGCCCUCACGUCGCUCCUGCGCGACCAGGGCUCCACCCUCGGCGCCAUCCGCGUCGGCGACGGCCACGACCGCGCCCCCGCCCAGUCCGACUACGUCGACCCCAUGUCGCUCAACCUCAUCGACCAGGUGUCGACGCGCGAGCCCUACGUCAUCCACCCAAAGGGCGGCGCCGCCGCCGCCCGCGCCCACGUCGCGCUGAUGGACUUUGGAUGCAAGGCCAACAUCCUGCGCUCGCUCCUCCGCCGCGGCGCCAGCGUGACGGUGCUGCCCUGGUCGUACGACUUUAACCGCGUCCGCGACGGCUUCGACGGCCUCUUUCUCUCCAACGGGCCCGGAUCGCCGUACUCGAUCGAGCCGGCCAUCGACAUGACCAGGCGCGCCAUCGCCGAGUGGGACCGCCCCAUUUUCGGCAUCUGCAUGGGCAACCAGAUCAUCGGCCUCGCCGCCGGCGUCGAGGCCUACCGCAUGAAGUUUGGCAACCGCGGCCACAACCAGCCCGUCGUUGCGCUCAAGAGCGCCGGCGAUUUCGUCAAGCGCGGCCGCGUCUACAUUACGUCGCAGAACCACGGCUACGCGCUGACGCCCGACGAGUCCAAGUGGCCGCAGGGCUGGCAGCCGUGGUUUGUCAACGCCAACGACUCGUCGGUCGAGGGCAUCAUCCGCACCGAGCUCGACGAGAAGCGCGCCAUGGUGUGGGGCGUCCAGUUCCACCCGGAGCACGCCGGCGGGCCCGAGGACACCAACGGCAUCUUUGAGGACUACGUCGAGGAGGUCGUCAAGAUGAAGAAGCUGCGCGGCGAGGCCGUGGCGGGCCACGGCCUGCCCGAGGGCACCGCCGUGCGCACCGGCGCGCCCAGCUUCCCGCUGACCGAGUUUGGCACCGUCGGACAGAUCCACAUCUGA